UAAAUAAAACGCAAAUUUGAAGGGAAGGUGACAGAGGAGUGGCUCCUUGGAGAGAACCAGUUGUCUUGUAGAGUUUUAGAGGAAGAUAUUAGGUUGGGAUGGCUGAGAUGGAGAGUGCUAUACAAGGGAGAGAUGCUGUUUGCUAUGGCGAUCCGGAGGCGUUUGCAUCUGAAAUGAUUCAAAUGAUCAAUAAAAAAGAAAACGGUGAUGUCAGGUUUGCAGUAGGAGAGGAAAAGCAGGUGGUUUAUGGCCAUAGAUGUAUCUUAGCAGCCAGGUGUGAAGUAUUUCGUGCGAUGCUUAGUGUACCACCUGGCAAUGAGGCUUCCGCCUCUCUAGUCCUCUCUGACAUUCGUCCCAAGAUAUUCCUAGCCGUGUUUGAGUUUAUAUAUUCCAACUGCUGCAGUCUCUCCACUCACAUGGUUAUUGAUGUGAUGGCAGCUGCUAUUGAGUAUGGACUGGAUGGAUUAACUAAGCUGUGUGUUAGAUUCAUGCGUGACUCCAUUCAAUGUUCUACAGUUUGCGAGUUCAUUCAAGCAGCUUUAACUUACCAGCAGACCACACUCCAGGAAGAAUGUCUUCUAUUUAUUGAAAUAAACACUGAAGAGGUUUUCAAUAGUCCUGGUUUUAACGAGAUGUCCGAGGAUGCUCUCUCGUUUAUUUUGAAGUCCGAUAAACUGACAAUGGACGAGGAGGACAUCUUGAUGAAGGUCAAGGAAUGGGCUCACGUCAACUCUGUUGUUACUGGCAGCACACUAUCAGAAGUUGCCAAGACUGUCAUUCAGCAUAUCAGGCUCCCUCUAUUGGACACUGAGAAACUUAGUGAGAUUGAACAACAAAAUGCCAAAGACCACUUCAUUCCGGUUACUUUGAUAGCAGCUUCAUGGAGGUUCCAUGCAUUGAAGCGCCCUGAUCCAGCCGAUCCUCACUGCCGUCCGAGAGCUGGUACCUUACCACGAGAAUCCCUCAAGAUAGUUGGGAGAGGACCAUGAGAGAGAGAGAGAGGAGAGGGUGUGACAUGUAAAGAGACAAAGAGAUGUUGUGUACAAUAGCAAUGAUAACAAUUAUUAUUAUACUGUAUUAUAAUCAAUAUUCAUUGACUAAUAAUUAUUGUUAUUAAUUAGA
This is a messenger RNA of Amphimedon queenslandica, 1122 nucleotides long. Its product is annotated as BTB/POZ domain-containing protein 19-like. The transcript is spliced from 8 exons. Lineage: Eukaryota; Metazoa; Porifera; Demospongiae; Haplosclerida; Niphatidae. The coding region runs from base 99 to 989 and encodes 296 amino acids. Gene Ontology annotation, molecular function: protein binding. The record is from RefSeq and is a predicted model, not a curated record.